GGCCGGCUGUUGAUAUAGCCGGCGGUUGCUAUGGUAACGGGGCCGGUUCGCUCGGCUGGGCCUGGGAAGAGUCAACAUGGGGAGCUCCCGGGAGCAGAGAUUUCGGACUUGAGCAUGGAGAUGUAUGAAAUCCUUGGAAAAGUGGGAGAGGGAAGUUAUGGUGCAGUAAUGAAAUGUAAACACAAGGAAACAGGACAUACAGUUGCCAUUAAGAUAUUUUAUGAGAAGCCAGAAAAAUCUGUCAACAAAAUUGCAAUGAGAGAGAUAAAGUUCCUAAAGCAAUUUCGCCAUGAAAACUUGGUCAAUCUGAUUGAAGUCUUUAGACAAAAAAAGAAAAUUCAUUUAGUAUUUGAAUUUAUUGACCAUACAAUUUUAGAUGAGCUACAACAUUACUCUCAUGGACUGGAUAGCAGACGACUUAAGAGAUAUCUCUACCAGAUUCUUCGAGCAAUUGACUAUCUUCACAGCAACAAUGUAAUUCACCGUGAUAUCAAACCUGAGAAUAUUUUAGUUUCACAGACUGGAAUUACUAAACUUUGUGAUUUUGGCUUUGCUCGGACCUUAGCAGCCCCUGGAGAUAUUUAUACUGAUUAUGUGGCCACACGAUGGUACAGAGCUCCAGAGCUGGUAUUAAAAGAUACUACAUAUGGGAAGCCUGUAGACAUUUGGGCUUUGGGUUGUAUGAUCAUUGAGAUGGCUACUGGGAACCCCUACCUACCUAGCAGCUCUGAUCUUGACCUACUUCAUAAAAUUGUGACCAAAGUUGGUUCCUUGACACCUCAUCUUCAGAAUAUUUUUAUAAGGAGCCCAGUUUUUUCAGGAAUGGUUCUUCCUGAAGUACAACACCCCAGAAGUGCAAGGAAAAAGUAUCCCAAACUCAAUGCAGUACUUGCAGAUAUGGUUCAUGCUUGUUUACAAAUGGAUCCUGCAGAUAGAAUAUCCUCUGCUGAUUUGUUACAGCAUGAAUAUUUCAUCAGAGAUGGUUUUGUUGAGAAAUUCUUACCAGAACUGAAAAAUAAAUUACUGCAAGAAGCAAAGCUAAGUUUUCUUUCAAAAUUCAGAGACAAUAAUAAGGAGGCCGAACAAAUCAAAGAUGAAAAGAGAACAGUUCAUAUUAAUGUCUCUCAGAAUGGCCCAGUUCUUGUAAAGGACAUUGAAAAAGACAAAAAACCAAAAGAGAUAAAGGUCAAGGGUAUCAAAAUGAAAGGAGGAAAAUCUGAAACCUCAGAGUUUAAAAGAAAUGAACCAGAAGAUGCAGCUUUACAGUGGGCUGCUCUGUCUCAGAACUCUUUAAACCUUGCUCAUGAGAAUAAGCCCACAGGCAGUGAUGGCAAUGCCCCAGCAGCUACAGGCCCUGAUGCGGGUGGGCCAAAAGAAGAUUGUCCACAAACGCCCUCUAUGACAAUGCCACGCAUCCACCAAAACUGUGGAAAUCUCACUGCAAAUUUCAAUCCACACUUCUUGUGUCCUAAUUCAAGAAUCCCUGAAAAAGCAAAGAAAAGACGGAGUCCUUGGCCAGCAGUGGGGCAAGUAAGUCUAAAUAACCGUCAAGAAGAGGGGGCUAUGAUUCAAAACCAAAUAGAGAAGGUGUCCCUGUAUGAAAGAGCUGCUCAGAUUGAUCAAAUGGUUAACAUAAACAGAAAGAAACGCAACAUUUCAAGAUGUGAGAAGAGAGACAUUCACUUCCCAGAACUAACAACAGGGCAGCAGAAGGAAUUGAAAGGAAUGGAAAUUAAACAGGUAAGAGUUCUGAAGAGGGAGUCAAAGAAAUCAGAAGUGUCUAAAAUACCAUCAUUAAUAAAUGUGGAUCAGAACCGUGAAAAACAAGAGAACUCAGGAAAUACAGGAAACAUGCAAAAUGAAUGAAAACAGGUCAAGGGUGCCCGUGUAACAGCAUGCAUCUUGGGAAGUUCUAGAAUGUCUGGACUAAGACAUUUGUUUUUCAGUUAACAUUUCUUCUUUAAAAUUCCAUUGAUAACUCUGCAUACCUUGUGUAGAUCCUCUAAUAAAGUAUUUUGAAAUGUGAUGGUCACAAAACUAUUCAUUUUACAUUCUAUUUUAUAGUAUGGUUAAGGCACGUGCAGAGCAGUUCUGUACUCUUAAUUACUCAAGGUAGGAGAAAGAAAUACAGUUUUUAGACUAUCAGUAUGGCCAAACGUGUACCCAACGUGUGCUUAGCUGGGGAGGUGAAAAACACGCAAAUAGAAAAUACAAAAAGAAGCAGACAUAUCUUGCAGUGUACCUAGAACACAUGGGCAAAGCCCACCCAUGCUAGGAACACCCUCCCACACACAUGCACACUCUCACAGAACUAAUGAAUUCAUGACAUUGGGGAAAUGCCCCAGCAGAAUCCCUACUUCACCACAUACAACAUGGGAAAUGAUGCCAGUGUUCCAGGUUCAUCAGCACAGCCAACAAUGUUCAUAUCAAGAUUAGCUUUGCAUUCUUCCUUCAAGUGGGAAGAGUCCAAAGAAUUCACUAGUGCCAGUAAGGUAACCUGAGAAAACUGUAAUAUCAACUGCAAGGAUUUUAGCUUAUGGAAUAGCUCUAGCUUACGGAAUAACUUUAGCUCUCCUAGAGAAAAUGUUGGCAGGGAGAAAACUAGUGGAACAUUCCUCCAAGCAAUGCAAAUGUAUUGGUUCCUUGAGGGAAAUGUUGGUCCCUGGAGAAGACAACUUUAAUAGUAAGUUCCUCACUUCCCUAGCUUCUAAGGUCUUAUUCUUUAGCCAGUUUUCCAUCACUGAUUAUUCACAGUUGCAAAAUGCAGAUUUUACUUUUUUGGCUUGGCUUUCUGAUGCUUGAUCUGGUUAGUAGAAUACACACCAGCUGCUUCUUUUCUGAAAAACCAAACCAAACCAACCAACCAACCAAAAAAUAGAGCUGCUUUGAAAGGUGCUGUGCAGGCGUACUUCCUGCAUCCUCUUUCUCCCAC
Molecule: messenger RNA, 2932 nt
Organism: Varanus komodoensis (Komodo dragon)
Lineage: Eukaryota; Metazoa; Chordata; Lepidosauria; Squamata; Varanidae
Product: serine/threonine-protein phosphatase 2A catalytic subunit alpha isoform
Exons: 13
Coding region: 31-1866 (611 amino acids)
Biological process (GO): negative regulation of axon extension; peptidyl-serine dephosphorylation; positive regulation of dendrite morphogenesis
Cellular component (GO): nucleus; cytosol
Molecular function (GO): protein serine/threonine phosphatase activity; cyclin-dependent protein serine/threonine kinase activity; ATP binding
Source: RefSeq, a predicted model, not a curated record